CCACAUGCUGUUAUAAAAAUAGCUAUCAGCUGCCGACACUCUGCUGAACUGAUCGCAACGUGUGGUAGUAGACACUCCGUGCUGAACUGCAGUGGUUGCAACGUUCCGUGGUAGACAGUCUGCUCAGUAUUGAAACUAGUGGUCGCAAAGUGUUGAGGUAGACGGUGUUAGAAACAUCGGCGAUGUGAAUAUGGGCAAAUCACAAUCAAAGAGUAAAGAACGUAGCAGUGAUGGGCGAACAGUAGUGUAUUCUGAACGACGAGUGAUUACAAAAACUACAACUACACGAACAGUAACCGGAAGUGAUGGGCAAACCACUAUAACAACAGAAACGCACCAUAGUGGAUCUGAUAGACCAUCUAGUGGGUUCAAACGUUUCUUUACAAAAAAAAGUGGUGACAGUAAACAAUCCAAACAAAAGAAGAAAAAGAAGGAUAAACGCGGUAAAGGCAAGUUUUCUGAUGGCGAAUCUGUAAAAGACGUCAAACCAGAUGCAUCGUUUCUGAAGACUCUACGACAAGACUGCCUUAAAGCACAUAACAAAUUACGAUCUAAACAUAGGGCACCGUCCAUGAAAUUGGACAAUGCUUUGAAUAAACAAGCUCAAGACUGGGCUGAACAGAUAGCGAAAUCUGACCGCUUUGGACAUCGUCCAAACAACAAAUAUGGAGAAAAUAUUUAUUAUGCGAUGAACUCAAGAGGAUUGGGAACGUUAACAGGCGAAGGUGUAGUACAGUCAUGGUAUGAUGAGAUCAAAAAAUACAAUUUUAAGAGUGGCGGUUUCAGUUCUGGUACAGGUCACUUUACACAAGUUGUAUGGAAGGCGUCAACUGGACUGGGUAUCGGUUUCGCACCAAGUAAAAAUAAAGCCAACACAUGGUAUGUGGUGGCUAAUUACAACCCUGCCGGUAAUGUACAAGGACAGUAUCAGAAGAACGUAUCAGCCAAGUAAAUAACACAAAAUUAUGACGCAUAAAACGAUUGGAUUAUGGAGUAUUACUGAUCAACUAUUUUGCACAAGGGUACUGGGAUUAUGGUCAGACAAUGCACAAAUGUUCUCAACUUUGUAGUAACGGUACGUUAGAUCAUUCACAGAUAAACGAUAUGUGAUCCCGUAUUUUGUCACUUUUAUUUAGAUAUUUAGCAUCAAGUAUUUAGAUCAGAAUAAAACGCCGGGUCUGUGUCAUUCAAUGUUUUAUUUGAUCGCACUUUGCACAAUUACGAAUGUUCGAGCGAAGACACUGCAGACCUAUAGUAUGGAUGCUGAUAUAUCUGGCCGUUGAAGACUUCUUAAAACUGCCGAGAGGGUUGAUUUGUUUUUUGUGUGCAGCCUAUAACAGUGCAUAUCUUCUGACUAAUUUCUAUCAACCUUUUGUUAUAUUAAUAUUUACAUACUUUGUUUACUUAUAAUAGUCCAUUAGCAUUUCUUUUAGCGAACUGAGAAAAAUAAUAUUAACAUUUUAGAAAAAAAGAACGACAUACAAAACUGCAGAAUAUGAAAUAUGUCACUUUCCUUUGUGUAUUCAUAACUACGCCAUUAACGAGCUAUUAUCAUAUUUUGAAACGAAACAACAAACAAACAUACAAAUCAAUUUAACCACAUACACUAGACGCUAGUGUCUUUAAUUAACGCAUUUAAUUUCAUCAGGAAAGAAUUUCAAGUAUUAGUGCCAUAUUUACAAGUAUUUGUACUUUGAAAAUUAAACACAUAAUCAAAUAAAUAAAACUCUAUUUUA
Messenger RNA from Saccoglossus kowalevskii, 1736 nucleotides. Its product is annotated as Golgi-associated plant pathogenesis-related protein 1-like. Gene Ontology annotation, cellular component: extracellular region. NCBI's taxonomy places the organism in Eukaryota, Metazoa, Hemichordata, Enteropneusta, Harrimaniidae. The record is from RefSeq and is a predicted model, not a curated record.